This is a messenger RNA of Canis lupus familiaris (dog), 670 nucleotides long. RefSeq names its product NADH:ubiquinone oxidoreductase subunit A3 (gene NDUFA3). The transcript has 4 exons. The record is from RefSeq and is a predicted model, not a curated record. Lineage: Eukaryota; Metazoa; Chordata; Mammalia; Carnivora; Canidae. Gene Ontology annotation, cellular component: mitochondrial inner membrane. The coding region runs from base 16 to 603 and encodes 195 amino acids.
UGCAUUCCGCCUUGGAUGAGUCGCAGCUGCAGGACUGGGAGUACUCCUCAGGCACGACUCCUAGGCGGAGACAGAUUUGCACUUAAAUUCGCAGUGCCGCCUGCUUUCUUUGCCGCGGAUUCUGACAGUUGUCCUGCUCCAGUGCGCGCGUGCGGACUCAGGCUGCGGGGGCUCGAGCGCGGGGACCACAACUCCCAGAGUGCUUCGCGUCCUCGCCACAGCCCCGGGCCGCAGUUCUGUGCCAGUGCGCAUGCGCACUCAGAUUGCGGAGCCUCGGGCGCGGGAACCACAAUUCCCAGAGUGCUCCGGCCGCUUGCUGCCGCCGCCGCCGCCGCCGCCGAGACCAAGAUGGCCGGGAGACUCGCCGCCUUCCUCAAGGAUGCCUGGGCCAAAGAGCCGGUGCUGGUCGCGUCCUUCACCAUCGGGGGCCUCGCUGUGAUUCUGCCCAUCUUCAGUCCCUUCACCAAAUAUGCCACCAUGAUCAACCAGGCCACACCCUACAACUAUCCAGUGCCCCUCCGAGAUGAUGGGAACAUGCCCGACGUGCCCAGCCACCCCCAGGACCCCCAGGGCCCCAGUCUGGAGUGGCUGAAGAAAUUGUGAGCACCUCUGGUGACAUGGAGGUGGCCCCUUCCCUGUAGUCAAUAAAAUGCAUAGAGUGACCCCAGCA